CUCGGCGCCGCCAUCUUGGAGCCACGGCCGAGGAGGGGGCCAAAAAAGGGAAAGAGAGGGAAAAGAGUCGGGAGCGAGGUGGACGAGGGCGAGGGUACGGCGGGGUCCCUGCCGGCCAAAGGAGGCUCGCAGAAGCAGCAGCCCGCCGCCCGACCGCAGCUGGAUUGUGAAUAUCGAUCCAGGAGACUAUCAAUUUCAGAAAUUGAUUGGAAAGACACUGGCUCUGUCACUAACAACCAUGUAACCUUGGUCCUGCCAGAGGACCAGGAAGCUGAGUCCCACAGAGGAGGCCACAAGGGGCCCAGAGAGCACAAAUGGUGAUGUCAGCCACGCCCCUAGAUGCUGGGACUGAGAUAUGGAAGAAAGCAGCAGCAUUGCCAUGCUGGUGCAAGAGAUUGGAGAACAGGAGGCUGUGUUAACUGCUGAAGGAGUCCUCAGCCCUUCCUUAGAAGCUGACCAGCAAAGAAAAGCUAAAAUAGAUCCAUUGGUCCACGUCAUCCAGAAGUUAAGCAAGAUAGUGGGGCAUGAAAAGCCACCAAAAUGUCUUCUGAUUGGGAAAAAGCGCCCACGUCCAAGUGAGACAGCAAUCUCUCUUGAAAAGCUAGAGAACUGUGAGAUUCCAGCUAAAGCCACUGAGUCCCCUGCUGCUGGGGUUAGGAAAGCCGAGAUGUCACAGGCAAGUUCCACUCUUGCUUCAAAUGAUGGGAAGGCUAUGUCCUACCAGUGUAGCCUCUGUAAGUUCCUGUCGCCAUCCUUCUCUGUGCUGAAAGAACAUGUCAAGCAGCACGGGCAGCAGCAUGACGUGAUGCUCAUGUGCUCAGAGUGCCAUGCCACCUCCAGGAGCCAGCAGGAGCUGGAAGCACACGUGGUGAGUGAGCACGAGGACAGUGCCCGUGGCCAUGCCCGGGCCAGCCCCUCCAGUCAGGGAGCCACAGAAAGGAAGAGUGAGACCAUGGUAGACAUCCCAGUGAGCGUGGGCAGUCCAAAGACCCAUGCUGUCCAGAGUGUAGCCGCAACAGAGACUGGGCGGAGGAAGUGGUACGCCUAUGAACAGUAUGGCAUGUACCGGUGCUUAUUCUGCAGCUACACCUGCGGCCAGCAGCGGAUGUUAAAGACACAUGCUUGGAAACAUGCAGGGGAAGUUAACUGCUCCUACCCAAUCUUUGAAAAUGAAAAUGAGCCCCUGGGCCUUCUGGCUUCUUCUGUGUCUGCUGCACCUGGUGGGGUUGAUGCAGUUGUCAUUGCUAUUGGGGACAGCGAACUGAGCAUCCACAAUGGGCCGUCUGUACAAGUACAGAUUUGCAGCUCUGAGCCACCGUCGUCAUCUCCUUUAGAACAAAGCACAGAGGAGGGAGUACACCUAAGCCAGGCAGUUACCCUGGACUCUAACGAGGAAGAAAUGCUGGAGGUGAUGUCUGAUUCCGAGGAGACUCUGUUUGCUGAUAGCUUGCUCUCCUCAGCACAAAAAAUCAUUAGCAGUAGCCCAAACAAAAAAGGUCACGUGAAUGUCAUUGUGGAACGUUUGCCAAGUGCUGAAGAAACACUCCCGCCAAAACAUUUCCUCAUGAAUGCUGAAAUGGAAGAGGGGAAGAGCCUGGGGCCCCCCGAAGCCCAGACUGGGUGUGGAGGAGCAGGAAAUAUGUACCAUGCUGAUAAAUGUACUGUUGAUAUAGGAGGGUUGCUCAUCGGCUGGAGCAGUGCAGAGAAGAAAGACAGUGAGCUAAGUAAAGGCCUGGCUCCUGAUGAGAAUGCCCCACCAGGACGGAGAAGGACGAAUUCCGAGUCUCUCAGGCUGCACUCCUUAGCUGCAGAAGCCCUUGUCACCAUGCCAAUAAGAGCUGCUGAACUAACAAGAGCCAGCCUUGGGCACUAUGGGGACAUAGACCUUUUAGAUCCAGACACUGGACAAAGGCAGGUCAGUGGUCCAUUGGCAACAUACUCAAAAAAAAUCAUGUCUCCUCUUAAGAAUUCUGCAGAUGGAGUAACAAGUUUUAACCAAAGCAAUUCCACUGUGGUAGCUCUCCCAGAGGGAAGGCAGGAAUUGUCAGAUGGGCAAGUUAAGACAGGCAUCAGUAUGUCCCUUCUUACCGUAAUAGAAAAACUGAGAGAAAGGACAGACCAGAAUGCAUCAGAUGAUGACAUUUUGAAAGAGUUGCAGGACAAUGCCCAGUGUCAGCCCAACAGCGAUGGGAGUUUGUUGGGGUCCAACGUGGUGGAGUACAUCCCAGAUGCCGAGCGGCCCUACAGAUGCCGCCUGUGCAACUACUCGAGUGGCAACAGGGGCUACAUCAAGCAGCACCUGCGUGUCCAUCGGCAGAGGCAGCCUUACCAGUGUCCUAUCUGUGAGCACAUAGCUGAGAACAGCAAAGACUUGGAAAGCCACAUGAUCAACCACUGUAAAACCAGAAUACACCAGUGUAAGCAGUGCAAAGAAUCUUUCCAUUACAAGAGCCAACUGAGGAAUCAUGAGAGAGAGCAGCACUGCCUGCCCAACACCUUGUCAGUAGUUUCGAAUGAGCCAAGAAUUUCCCGUGGUGCUGCUGAUGGGAAGUGUGUUCAGGAAGGGAACAAGUCUUCAACCCAGAAACAGUAUAGGUGUGACGUGUGUGAUUACACAAGUACAACGUACGUUGGCGUCAGGAACCACAGACGAGUCCACAACUCAGACAAGCCAUACAGGUGUUCCUUGUGUGGGUAUGUGUGCAGCCAUCCCCCUUCCUUGAAGUCACACAUGUGGAAACAUGCAAGUGACCAGAACUACAACUAUGAGCAAGUUAACAAGGCCAUCAACGAUGCAAUCUCGCAAAGUGGCAGAGUUCUGGGGAAAUCCCGUGGGAAACCGCUCUUAACCAGCAGUGAAGAGAGAACUGGCCCUACCACAGGCAAUCCAGAAAACUUGGUGUCAUCCUCAGAGCUCCCUUCCCAGCUGCCUGGUGAAGUUAUCGAUGCCAGCGAGCUUGAGAAACUGAACCCCACAGGCAGCAGCUCUGACGUCUCAGGAAGGAGCUGCAGCCUGGCCACACCAGGAACCGAGUACUGCGUGCUGCUCUUCUGCUGCUGCAUCUGCGGCUUUGAGUCAACCAGCAAGGAGAGCCUCCUGGAUCACAUGAAGGAACAUGAGGGGGAGAUUGUCAGCAUCAUCCUGAACAAGGACCACAGCACAGCCCUGAAUGCCAACUAGCUAGGACUCUGAACUGCAGGUCAACCUCAGUGCCGUCACAAGCUCACUAGACAUGGAGGAAGCAGGUGGUGAGGCUGAUACUUCGGUGCUUGAGUGAGGUUACAGAGCUGUGACCCUGUGUGAGCCUCUGGCGCCCCUUCUUAAUGUCACCAUUUAUUAAAAGCUUACCAUAGGCCAGAAUCUGCAAGCAGAUGAGUUGAGAAAACUGCAGAGCCACACUGGUCUGAUGAAGGCAAAUGGAAAAGGGCAGUUCCACUGCCACCAGAAUGGGCAGUAAGAAGAGGGAGGGUAACUUCACUGUCUCCCGAGAGCAUAAUUCUUUUCCUUGUAUUCAUAGGAAUUUAUCACAGACUCAAUGUAGGGUAUGGUCCUUUACUCCCUAAAAAAGGAGCGAGAUACCCAAAUCAUUCCUGAGUUAUAAACAUUUGAGAAGUAAAUUAUUGUUUCAGAUUCACAAAUACUCCAUGCAAGACUCAAACCAACCAAAUCUUAGGUUCACAAAAAUGGGUGACUUCUCAGAGGUCAAUGUGAACAAACGGAGCCCACUCCAGUACACAGCCACAACACCGCCACCGCCACCGCCACCAUUGUCUGACACCUCCUCAAGCAGGAGGACGGAGACUGCUACUGCAUCACCUGUCCUUGAGCUGAGUGCUCACUCAAGCACACAGGAGCUUGAGAGCCAAAGUAAGAAGCUUUGGGGAGGCUAGGUGUGAUGGCGCAGGCUAAAAUCCACAGGUGUCUGAGCAGUGGAGUUCAGGUUUGAGGCCAACCUGGGUUAGCAGGACUGGGCCUCACGGGGUUAAAAAGAUCCCUUAGAGGAUGAAAGCUGAAAGUCAGGUGCCUCAAAAGCAGACCAGCUGUGAAGGCUUUCUCUACUCAGAGUUUAUGAGUUUAGUUACAUUAACCCAGGUGACUAAAGGAUGGUAAAACUUCAUCUGUUUUAAUAAGAGACUGGUGUGGUUCACAUAGUCAGGAGGCAGACACAGUGGAUUUCAGAGUUUGAGGCUAGCCUUAUCUACAUAGCAAGUUCCAGGCUAGCUAAGACUUCAAAGUGAGAUCCUGUCUCAAAAAAAAUUAAAAUAAUUUUUAAAAGGACUGGAGGGAUGGCUCAGCAGUUUGGAGCACUGGCUGCUCCUCCUCAGGAUGCAGGUUUGAUUCCCAGUAACCAUAUGUGGCUUAGAACCAGUUCUGGGGGAGCUGGGACACUCUGGCCUCAUCAGGCACCAAGCACACAUGUAGUACCCAGACAUAAUUCAGGCACAACACUAAUAAAGUCUUUAAAUGAAAUUUUGAUGAGAACUUUGAAAACCUGGGCUGUGCACUAAUGUACAUCUAGCCACAAGAAAACAAACAACAAGAGCAGCUUCUUGUCAGAAACACCGUUUGACAAGAGGCUCAUGUGUUUCCAAAAGAGUCCAUUUGUUAGUGUGCAAGAAAAUACACUGAGAAACUAGCUCAGUAUAUUUGUACUAAAGUUUGCAUCACACAGACGUGACCUCAUUAGUCCGUGGCUGUGCCCUCAUUACUUCCGAGGGUAAGGCGUACAGGGUGCUGUUUGUGUAGUCCUGGUCACUUCCUCUUCGGUACAGCAGACUUUGCCGUUAAUGUAGGUGUUCUUAACACACCCAGAGUCAAGGGGCAGCUCAUGGAAGGACAGAGUCGGUGGAUGUUGACAGACUUUAUAGCGCGUGUUCCCAGAGUUGUAGUGUCUGGAGAAUGAGUUACUAGCUUUCAUGUGGCGUUGGGAGCUGGAGCGUGGGCCAGGCAUGUGGAAAGAAACACUUUGUGAUUCCUUUUAUGUUUUUCAUCACUAAUUUUGAUGACAAUAUUUAGAGAAAAUUGACUAAAAAUUUGCCACUCUCUGAUUUUGAGUAGCUUUUUGAGGGAGGAUGGGGAACAGAGUCUUUCUGUAUAGUCCUGGCUGACUUAGAACUUACUAUAAAGACCAGGGUGGCCUCUAACUCAAAGAAAUCCACUUGCCUCAGCCUCCCAAGUGCUGGGAUUAAAGGCAGUAGCCAUCACACCUGGCCAAGAUAGGCUUAAUUUAUUUGUGAAAGUCAAUUCAUUUCUGAUACAUAGAUUUUAAUAAGAAAGUGAAUUUACACAUACUAAUUCAAUUCCUCUAAAUUUACCCUAUAUGGACCUAGAUGAAUUUUCUCAUAUUUUCACAAUUAAAACAUGUAUAUUUAAUGCCAAAUGCAAAAAAAUUCAUGCUUCCAUUUUUAUCACCCAUUGCUGUUGUUCCCACUAGAUCUGGUUUUUGUUUUGCUCUUAGUCUGACCAAUGAUAGCCUUCAGUGAAUUUUCAAUAAUUUCCCACAAUUGGUUAAAAAAUAGUAAUCACCCACAACACACUACAAUUUCAACAGGUUGGCUCUUCAAAAGAUGCUUCCACGUUCCUUUGAACCACAUGCGUGCAAUCAUGAGUGUGACCUUUCGUCCUUCCCACAGGGAAAAAGUAAUAACCCACAGGUUCAAAGCCUCCACUCUGUCAUGUGUCCUGUGAGCUCUCGGGCCUGGACAAGGGACAGCGCCCUGGACUCUGCACAUCCUGCUAGCAUUUUACAGCAAGUCUCUACCAAGACAUAAGAUUCCAAAUACCGGAAGCAUGCGUGUAUGGUUGUCAAGGCUGCAGAGACUCUUACCCAGUCAGGGUCACUGGUCAGAGGAGUGCUCUAAGCUUUGGCAUGGGAAACCCUGAUUUUUGCCUCUUGCUCUGACCAUCUGCGGCUUCUAAGAGCAAAUGGGGAAUACUGCUUUAAAACUAUUUAUUGCACUCAGUAAGAUGGAGAAAUGGAGUUGUGAUCUUUAUAGAUAUCAUUUUGUCAUUUUGUGAUCAUAGGACUCCGGCAGGUGCCCUCACUGGCCUGUCAGCUCAUUCACUUUGUCUGUGGCUCAGCCACACACAGUGAGGCCAGCUGAAGCAUCUGCCCUGGACCUCUCGUCCUGUGGGAGUUACCAUUGGUGGCUUUGUAAUUACUGUUCUUUUCCUCACAGACAAAUGGGAGCAUCAUGUUUACACCACAUCCUGCAGCGUAGUUGACUUGACAAAGAUGAGCAGGUGUCUCUGUUUCUCAGUUUCAUAAGAACUUAUUUAAUCCGUUUUUUUAAUUGUGCAGCAAGGUGCUCAAAGGAAUAGUCUAUAAAUAUAUUUAAUAGAAACUUGAGUUUGACAUUCAUGGGUAUAAAGACAUGUAUUUUUUUUUAAAGAAAUAAGUAUUGUGUAACACUAUGGCUUUGCUUCUGUAGUCCAAGUAGAGAAACUUCUAGAACACCAUGUAAAAAAGCAACAGUUGACUCUGACGCUGACUCAUUAAAACUGGAUGAUUGGCCUUUGGUUACAUUCUGUUGCACAUUGAGCUGCAAGCCUUGUUUGUGGUAGAACUGGCCACCUGUUUAGAAGAGUGCAGCAAGCUCUCUGGCACCUAUUAAUUUUCAGAAGAACUGUCCAAAAUUAGAGUAAUUUAUUUUGCUUUACAGGAGUUUGUCAUGUAUUGACUUAAAUAUUGUAUUUUGGUAAUAAAUUUUUUUGUUAAAAACACUUGUUUCUAAGUUUCAUUAGCAGUAUGUGUUUAUUCUUGUCUUGGGUUUAUUGAUUUAGAAACUUGCAUUUAAAUCUUUGAAAGCUUCCCAAGAGCUGGUUGUGGUUUAUUAUUGGGCUUUGUUAACGUGUUGAGCUAUCAGUUGUGCGUCAUUACUACAUUUCACAAGCAUUAUAGGCCCUGGGCCUUCUCCCCGGCUAAGAGGUUCUUUAGCUUUCACAUCAGACAUGGAAAUGCUUUCAGUGCUGACCCCGUGGGUGCCAGCUCCCUUCCUGUAAUUAAACUCUGCUGAAGGCCAGUGACUUCAACGUUGCUCACACUUUGAUCCUCUUGUGGUCUAUCACCAAACAAUCUCCUACUGUUGGAUUCCUUGCAGAGGCCACAGGUGCUCUGUCUAACCACUGCAGCGCUGGUUUAGUCACCCCAGCUUGUGCCCUAGGAUCCCAGACCCUCCCAGCUAGAAGUGACUCAAAACAAAUAGUUCUCCUGAGUAGCUAAAGCCUCUUGGACUGAUCUCUGUAGGGGUGAUGUGGUCCUACCUCUUCUCUCAAGGACCAGAUCUCACCACUGUGCCAUGACAAGCUAGUAGUAUAAAUCACAGCAUGGGGAAACCUAGAUUCAGAUCGCAGGAUCCCACAUGACUCCUGAGCACUUGAGUUGGGACUUGAUGUUCUAGGUGUAAAACAGGACAGUUGCAAAAAUUUAGUACAAAAAGAAAUGUAAAGCAUCUCAAUAGUUUUAUAUAUUGACAACGUGUUAAAAUAUUUUGGCUAUAUUGACUUAAAU
This is a messenger RNA of Apodemus sylvaticus (European woodmouse), 7511 nucleotides long. RefSeq names its product zinc finger protein 507 (gene Znf507). The transcript is spliced from 8 exons. Gene Ontology annotation, cellular component: nucleus. The coding region runs from base 356 to 3181 and encodes 941 amino acids. Lineage: Eukaryota; Metazoa; Chordata; Mammalia; Rodentia; Muridae. The record is from RefSeq and is a predicted model, not a curated record. Gene Ontology annotation, biological process: regulation of gene expression.